Messenger RNA from Chlamydomonas reinhardtii, 793 nucleotides. RefSeq lists its product as uncharacterized. Lineage: Eukaryota; Viridiplantae; Chlorophyta; Chlorophyceae; Chlamydomonadales; Chlamydomonadaceae. The record is from RefSeq and is a predicted model, not a curated record. Bases 57 to 362 code for a protein of 101 amino acids. The transcript has 5 exons.
CUUAUAAGCUUACGCGGCCCAGCUUAAAAGCUCCCUAAGCGAACUCCCGAACAAGAAUGUCGCAGCGCUACAACGGUGGCUAUGGCCAGGCGCCUUACCAGACCUACGGUCGUGACGCUCCCCCCGAGCAGGCUGGCUGGAACUACACCGGCCACAACUCCAACUCGCGCGUGGCCUUCUACGAGAACCCCCAGGGCGUGAAGAUGGACUACUACUACACCACCGGCACUGUGAAGACGUCCAUGGAGCACCCCAGCCGCGGCUCCACGCAGCUGUUCCGCCGCGACCUGAGCGACAGCCAGUACAACGCCGUGCUGGACAACCCGCGCACACACACCGGCCAGGGGUACUACCGCAAGUAGGGGCGCGGGGUGCGGCGACGCGGUGGUGCGGUGCGGUGACCAUGGCCGCGCAGGAGCACUACGAGGGCCAGGGGUGGGGAGGGCUUGCAUGGGCUGUUGAGGCCGACGAGAUAAGGAUAACGCCACGUCCAGUUCCGUGUAGCAGCUGUUACGGCGUGCAUAACACAUGCAUUAUGAUGUUAUGAUGUAGAAUAUGUGCAUAAGAACGUUUGUUUGGUGUGGAUACGCGAGCAACCCAUCGUCGUUGCGAGCAGGCUGGUCUGGGCAGCUAGCAGGAUGUAGAUAGGCAUGGACGGACAGGACCACAUGGACUGCCGUCCAACACCCGUACAGUAUUUGUAUGCGAACGCUCUUGGCACGCUGCGCAAAGGCGCUGGACGGGCGCUCCUGGCGCUCCGGCGUCCCCGGCCCCCCUGUAACUGUGUGCUGGA